AGUUCAGCAAUUAACGCGCAAGAAAGCAGAAGAACUGUGACUGAGUCUUGAGUGUUUUCCUUAAAUUUCAGAUUUUCCUGUUCUUCACCCUUCUUCGCCCAAAAGACUGAGUGAAACAUGUGCAAAUUGCGCCCUGGUCUGCUGGUUCAUAGUGGUAGCAGACAUUUAAGGAAGAUGCCCUUCAUCUACGAAGUGUAUUACAAUUUAAGAAGUGGUGCGGAAGAUUCCUGUUCAGUGUAACUGACUGUUGAAAGUGUGUUUGUGGGUGAAAAAUGGCACAAAACAUUUCAGCCGCCGUGUAUGGAGCUGUUUUAAAUGGGUCAUUCGAAGGCAGACCCUCCAAUGACUCCAGCCAGAAACUGGAAGAAUGCCAGGCGCUGUACCAAAACGAGACUGUGCUUUUGCAACAACUUUAUCCAGGUGAAUUUUGCAAAGUGUCCUACGAUCAGAUCUUCUGUUGGCCUCCAACGCCGCACAACACCACCGCCCAACUGAGCUGUUUUUCUGAGUUCUUCGGAAUCCGCUACGACGACACUCAAAAUGUGACCAGAAAGUGUUUUGCGAACGGCACCUGGAGCAAAUCGUCUUAUGAUGCCUGCGCUGAGCUGGACAUCUACCCGACCAGUGUGGAGACUCAGAGCAAUAUCUACUUGAUCGGCUACAUCAUCAGCUCCAUUACUUUGGCUGUAGCCAUUUUUAUUUUUUCGUAUUUCAAGGAGCUGAGAUGUUUGCGCAACAAAAUACACAUGAACCUUCUCUGGUCGUAUCUUCUCACUUACUGCAUGUGGAUCGCCAUUCUGAUCGGGUUAAACUUCCGAGAGCACAUGGCCGUUACGUGCGUUUUUGUCGUGACCCUUCUCCAUUAUUUCCACAUCACCACGUUUUUUUGGAUGUUUGUCGAAGGUCUUUACCUCUAUAUCCUGGUGGUUCAGACGUUAAUCAGGGACAGUUACAAGCUGAGAGUGUACGUUGCCAUCGGAUGGGGAACUCCUCUAUUCUUCAUCAUCGUGUGGGUGAUUUUUAAGAGCAUCUUGGAGCAGCACGAUCAAAGCGAUGCCUGCAAUUGGUUCAACGCCAGCCACAUCGACUACAUCUUCCAAGUGCCUACCAUUAUUGUCCUGGUGGUGAACAUCAUUUUCCUGGUGUCCAUCAUGGUAGUUUUGGUGACCAAACUGCGUUCAGCCAACACGCUGGAGAUUCAACAGUAUCGCAAGGCUGUCAAGGCGCUGGCAGUCUUAAUUCCCCUACUAGGAGUCACCUAUGCGAUCACCAUUUACGCCCCAUGGCUGUCCAUAUGGGACAUGUUGCGCAGCGCUCUGUUGUCUGUACAGGGUUUCAUGGUGGCAUUGUUCUACUGUUUCCUCAACACCGAGGUCCAGAACACGUUGAAGCAUCACUUCGAAAACUGGAAAACCAAGAAGUCGUUGGGCCCGAGCCGAUUGCGAUCCAGCAGCCGGAGCAAAGACUGGUCGCCCCGAUCCAGAACUGAGAGUUUAAGGCUGUAUAGCCAGCCGACCAAUAUGUAUAACAAAAGGGAGUCGUGCACAUCGGAUGCAACAACAACCACUCUAGUCACUGUAAACGGAGGCACGCAGGGGCGGAGCCCCUACCUUCAGCCCCCCAAGCUCUGCUAUGGAGGAAGUGUCUGAAAGUGAGUUUUACUUACAGUGAAUUCGCACAGGUUUAAACUUAAAGGUUUACGUAAGUGUAAGUUUUUGUUUAUAUCGUUUAUUCUAGAUGGUGCCAAAAUGUGUUUGCCUGUUGUUUUUCUGUGGCUGCUCUUACAGGGUGUUUAUAUGUUCGACUGAUUUCCUUUUGAAACUUGGGAUUGAUAACAUUGACACCCUGUAUCGAAAUCGUUUUGUUAAUAUUCAAUAUUUUCCUACAACAAAGUUCUCUUGUCUUCGGAGCACUUCACACUAAAUGGCCUACGUAAUUUUUCGAUAAGCAAAUAACUAAAAAGACAGUUUGAUCUCUUGAGAUUUGUAUAUACUUUCCUGACUGUGUUUCAAUUCCAAAUCAAAUUUAUUCCUGGGUUUCAGUCAUUUAUUGUCUAUUUAUUAAUCAAAAUACGUUUCGGUGUAUUUUUCCACCAUCAUCAGUUUAUAUACAGAUGAUAUAUCAGAAAAAUACACCGAAACGUUUCUUGAGAUUGCCACCACUAACCCAAAAUUAAGAAAGGCCUGUCCAACUGAAUUAUCCUUAUGAACAUCUUCCUCUAAAGCUAAAUGUACAAAUUCCUGCCCUGCGAGCCUCAAGAGAUGAAGUAAAUUCCUAAAUUGUAUAUAACAAAAAAUAAAACUAUUCUGUACAGAUAAUCUGAUCGAUCCGCUUUUAUACACAUGUUUAUUUAUUUGUAGUUUAUUGUAUGGUUUUAUUAGCACUUGGAGUAAACUGCAUCCGAAUUGUUGAGGUCGCGAACUUCUUAAACAACAAGUCGGAUGUUGUCUAUUCGCAUAAAGAAAAAACAGAAUUUACUUACAUUUCAACUGCCUUAUAAUCGUUUUGAAUUGAUCGGCACAUGUGACCGAUUUGUACUUAUUUUCCAGAAAAUUUGUGUGAAACUGAAUGUUUGUAAUCGCCGUUACACAUUUUGUGUGGCGAAAGGACCCAUCGAAUAUUUUAUAUUAAAAUAUUUUUCAUACAAGCUGGCUGUUUCAUGAAAAUGGAGGAUGUUUCAAUAAGGUUCAGACUUCCAAAGAAGCUACAAGUUGGUCCAAAAAAUCGCAAUAAAACGGUUAUUGAAUCAUCCACAGGCAACACUUUAACAAUCGCAUACAAACGUUAGAUCAACUCGGUCUAGCCCUGAUAGUUACACUGUUGCUCACUACAACGUGAACCUUCCUAAGCCUGAGAUAUUUUAAACAAGAACAAGAUCUAUAAAAGACUUCAAAUAUAUAUUGUAAUUAAUGUUAA
Messenger RNA from Dendroctonus ponderosae (mountain pine beetle), 2916 nucleotides. Its product is annotated as diuretic hormone receptor. Lineage: Eukaryota; Metazoa; Arthropoda; Insecta; Coleoptera; Curculionidae. The record is from RefSeq and is a predicted model, not a curated record. Gene Ontology annotation, cellular component: plasma membrane. Gene Ontology annotation, molecular function: G protein-coupled peptide receptor activity; peptide hormone binding; diuretic hormone receptor activity. Gene Ontology annotation, biological process: cell surface receptor signaling pathway; adenylate cyclase-modulating G protein-coupled receptor signaling pathway. The coding region runs from base 273 to 1649 and encodes 458 amino acids. The transcript has 11 exons.